AUGGCGAGGGCGGCUUGGCACGGAAGCAGAAUCAUCUUGCGGCAGGUAUCCGCUGAAAUGCGAGAUUCUCCCCGAGGAACUAGAUGCAUUUCUGGAGUACACUGCCACGUUUCCCUGCAACUUGGGCAACUUCUACGUAAGUUCAUUGCUGGCGAAGGCGAUCAAAAGUUCAUUCCGGAUCUGACCGCGGAAUCUCUACGCAAGCUUGCAGCCAUCUCCUCAGAGACUAAGAGCAGACUGGAGACAAUCCUCAACCCUCUGCUGGCAGUCCCUCCAUUUGCUCUUGGCUACCCAGGCAAGAACGCGCAGUCAAACUACUAUCCUGGCGCGGGGCUCAUUUCCCAAGAGGAGAUUGCGAAGGUCUCCGACAUGAUGGAAAAGCACUCCAUUGGGCCGGAGAAUACUCGAAUCCGAAAACCGGCCGAGGAUGGAAACCCAAUCUACCACCUGCUGCAAGCUUCUUCUGCCGAGACCGAGGAUAUUUCCAACACGCCCCAGGAACUCGCAAGGGGCAUCUUUCUCGUCAAAGGUGGCCACGCUGAGGAACUGUCCACGGUUUGCAUAGACCUAGAAAGGGCAAAGCAGUAUGCUAGCAACAGCAACCAGCUCCAGGUCCUGACACGCUACAUCGAAUCCUUCCGCACCGGAAGUAUGAUGGCCUUCCAAGAGUCGCAAAAGGCAUGGGUGAAGGAUGUGGCUGCGAGAGUGGAAAACGUGAUCGGCUUCAUAGAACCUUACCGCGAUCCGGCUGGCAUCAGAUCAGAAUGGGAGGGAAUGAUAGGAAUCGCUGACCCAGGGGAGGUGGCGAGCUUGAAGCGCCUGGUUGAGAGCUCAACUGCCAUCAUUUGGCAGCUUCUGUGGGCGCUUGAAGGUGUAAAUGACGGCAAAGGACCGUUUGAGAAGGGUCAUUUCGAAGCCCCGGACUUCACAUGUCUCCACGCGCUUGCCGUCUGUCGGAGCGUCGUCUUCGAAGCUUCCAAUCUUCCCAACUACAACCACAUUCGGGAGAACUACGGCUUCGAAAACAUUGUUUUCGCGAAUCGUCUCGCAGUCAACCACAACCCCAAUCUCCCUUGUCCCUGGGUCAAGCCCUCCGAGUUGAAGCGCUUCAAAAGCAGUACGCACAUUGUCAGAUUUCUCACUACGGCCAUCCAUGAGCUUCUCGGCCACGGAAGUGGUAAGCUUCUCAGUGAAACUCAGCCAGGAACGUACAACUUCGACAAGCAGAGCCCGCCAAUCAGCCCUCUCACUCGAGAAGCUGUGACCUCGCACUACCUGCCCAGUCAGACGUGGAACAGUGUAUUUGGGGGCUUGGCUGGUACCGUGGAGGAGUGCCGUGCCAUUUUGGUCUCCGAAUACCUCAUGAACAAUAAGGAGUUGCUAGAGAUCUUUAAGUACACUGAUAACAGUAAUAUCACAGCUGACGAUCUCUUGUAUGUCACCUACCUCAACAUUGGGGUUGAUGGCCUCCAAGCUCUUGAGAGUUACAAUGCCCAGAACCAGGCUUGGGGCCAGGCCCACCACCCUGCCCACUUCUCCAUACUCAAGCACAUGCUCCAAGACAUUGUUAUUGCUGAAAGCCGACCCUCUGGAGUGGAAGAGGACAAGAUGAAGACUAAGAAUGAGGAAAAUGUUAGGUGGAGUUGA
Molecule: messenger RNA, 1647 nt
Organism: Lasiosphaeria miniovina
Lineage: Eukaryota; Fungi; Ascomycota; Sordariomycetes; Sordariales; Lasiosphaeriaceae
Product: peptidase family M49-domain-containing protein
Exons: 8
Coding region: 1-1647 (548 amino acids)
Cellular component (GO): cytoplasm
Molecular function (GO): dipeptidyl-peptidase activity
Source: RefSeq, a predicted model, not a curated record